Arabidopsis lyrata subsp. lyrata is the source of this 675-nucleotide messenger RNA. Its product is annotated as S-protein homolog 5. Bases 46 to 501 code for a protein of 151 amino acids. Lineage: Eukaryota; Viridiplantae; Streptophyta; Magnoliopsida; Brassicales; Brassicaceae. The record is from RefSeq and is a predicted model, not a curated record. The transcript has a single exon.
CGAAGCAAAGAAAAAUAUUGUGUCACAAAACCUUUAAACCCUUCCAUGGCUUCCUCAACAAAUAACCACUUCACUUUCCUGCUUCUCUCAUUUUUAUUUAUCCCAAAAAAAUCGUCAUCUUUGGGAAAUCAUUCGUCCAUCGAUGGAAUUUUACUGUUUUCACCUAAACAUGUCGUGAUCUACAACACAUUGACCACACGUGCAACAUUGGUCGUACAUUGCAUGAAUAAAGAGAAAGAUUUGGGGAUAAAAAAGCUCCCAAUUGGAGCUAGUUUUGAUUUCAGGUUUCAUGUCAAUUUUCGUAAAACAACAACGUAUAAUUGCACUUUCGAGUGGCCCGGAAGUAAAGAGAAAUUUGAUAUUUUUAGGGCAGACAGAGACGACAGUGCAACAAGUCCUAUUGGGGUCUGUAGAGAAUGUAUAUGGUACAUUUAUGAACCAGCCCCUUGUCGUGAAAAACGUGACGGAGGCCAUUCUAUAUGCUUUUCAUGGGAUCCAUAGAGGCUCUUCUAUAUAUUUUUAUGGGAUUUUAAGCUUUAAAAUAUUUGUUGCAUCUUAUUUUCCUUUCCGUGGUUUAUAAUAGUAAAAAAAUAAGCAUGUUAAGUGGUUGAUAUUGUUAAUGUUAUUAUAUAAUUGUUACUAUAUCUUGUACACCUACAACAUUUUUAACCUUUU